Cokeromyces recurvatus is the source of this 481-nucleotide messenger RNA. RefSeq lists its product as uncharacterized. Bases 103 to 456 code for a protein of 117 amino acids. Lineage: Eukaryota; Fungi; Mucoromycota; Mucoromycetes; Mucorales; Mucoraceae. The record is from RefSeq and is a predicted model, not a curated record. The transcript has 3 exons.
AAAAAAAAAAAAAAAAAAAAAACGUCAUGCUUCACGAUAUCGUAUUUUUUUUUUCUUCUUUUUUUUAUAUACACUUAUACACAAAUUCUAUUUCUAUACAUCAUGUCAGCUAAAUUAACUUAUAUUCGAGCUAAAAGAGAAAAGACAAAUGUAUUUUUAUGCAUUCAAAAAUUAGAUUCAGUGGACGAUGUGAAAGCAAAAUUAUGUAAAGCACUUUCUAAUGAAAAAAAACCAGAAGAAAUAAGAUUACUUGUCAAUGGAACAAAAGAGGAAUAUACUAUUUUAGAAAAUACAAAAUCUCUAGAAAAUAAUCAAGUCGUUUACUAUGUUUAUUUUGAUAGAAACGAAGGCGAAUGGGAAAAAGUGAAUGUUAUAGAACCACAAUUAUUAGAUGAAGAUGAAAUCCAAGAUGAGGAACAAAUUACAAAAAAGGAAAAAGGGAAAGGCAGAGCUUAAUGCAAUAAUUGUAAUAAUAAACAAA